CUAGCUCUGCCUUCGCAGCAGCUACAGCAUCAACAGUUUAGCCAUUAAAGCCGUUUUCUAGUUUUCACAGGUCUUAUUUGAUUUUGAAACAUUGUCCUGUUCCGCUGCCAAAAUGAUUUCACUUACGGACUCGCAAAAAAUUGGGAUGGGGUUGACAGGUUUUGGGGUCUUCUUCCUCUUCUUUGGGAUGAUGUUGUUUUUUGAUAAAGCUCUUUUAGCUAUCGGGAAUAUCCUGUUUGUAUCGGGCCUUUCCUUUGUCAUUGGUCUGGAGCGGACCUUCAGAUUUUUUUUCCAGAGACAUAAAGCGAAAGCCACUAGCUUCUUCCUGGGAGGAGUGUUUGUGGUGCUGAUCGGCUGGCCCAUUGUUGGAGUAGUACUGGAGAUAUAUGGUUUCUUCCUCCUGUUUAGGGGGUUCUUCCCUGUGGCUGUGGGCUUUAUCAGACGGGUUCCUAUUCUUGGGUCUCUGCUUAGUUUACCAGGAAUACGCUCUCUUGUCGACAAGAUUGGAGAGAGCAAUGCCAUGGUAUAACAGCUGCCUUAUUUUUGAGAAGGAUUUUUCAAACUAGGACCUUACACGUUGGUCAUUGCCACUCAACUAAAACAGAGACAUUUGAUAAGUAUUUUGGCUUCUUCUGUGAAAGAAGAGUUCUACGUUUUGCCACUGGAUAACAUCAUACAUUUAUAUUUUGAAAGACUGGAGACAUGCUUUUGUUUUGUAUCAUUCCAGUUUGUUGUUAUUUAAAGACUGCUACCCAUGGACCACUGGGUGAACUGUUACAGUACACACUCCCCAAUGGACUGGUUUACUUUGUCUGUUGUUACUAAAAUGGUGUAUAAAAUAACAAGCUAAAUGUUGCUUGAAUAUAAAAUACAUAGGAGGUCAAGUUGAACAUUUUACUGUAACUUUUGUAAAUACAUACUUGGAAUAAAGUGUGUGAACUUUUUA
Molecule: messenger RNA, 946 nt
Organism: Periophthalmus magnuspinnatus
Lineage: Eukaryota; Metazoa; Chordata; Actinopteri; Gobiiformes; Gobiidae
Gene: golt1bb
Product: golgi transport 1Bb
Exons: 5
Coding region: 113-529 (138 amino acids)
Biological process (GO): endoplasmic reticulum to Golgi vesicle-mediated transport; retrograde transport, endosome to Golgi
Cellular component (GO): endoplasmic reticulum; membrane
Source: RefSeq, a predicted model, not a curated record